This is a messenger RNA of Aaosphaeria arxii CBS 175.79, 388 nucleotides long. RefSeq lists its product as uncharacterized. Bases 66 to 338 code for a protein of 90 amino acids. Lineage: Eukaryota; Fungi; Ascomycota; Dothideomycetes; Pleosporales. The transcript has a single exon. The record is from RefSeq and is a predicted model, not a curated record.
CUUCUAGUGCUCCUAAUCCUACUCCACUAUCCCCUUGCCCCGAUCCACUUUCUCACCGCGAUUCCAUGGGAACUCCUCCUCAUGUCACUCUGGCGGUUACAUUGUCAAGUACAGCUCUAUGGGGCGUGCGGUCUCAUGUCUUCAAUAUGACGUUCAUCUAUAUCUUGGGACCUGCUGCGCCACGGUUGUCUUUCUUCCCUAUUGGGCUGUUAUUCAACCCGUGUAAUUCUACCACGCUUCGAUGCAUGUUCCUGCACAUCAGUCGCUGCGACAAGUGUAGACCACCAACCCUGUGGCUGUAUACAGACAUCCGAAGGGCGACCGUAUUGAUGCGGUGACAGCGAUAAGCGCUAACUAGAAUUGGGCAUGCAGCGACGAACUUCCCAGA